AUGCGAAUUCAUUCUGCCCUAGCAGGACUCUUCCUGCUGUUGGCAGUUGCCAUCGCCAGUGGAUCUAAGUUCUUCUAUGCCAACAAUGGCACUCAAUUUUACAUCCGUGGCAUUGCCUACCAAGAGGACUACAAUGCUGGAGGAGCCGGAGGUACCGGUCAAUCGAACAAUACUCACUACACUGAUCCCCUUGCGGAUGUUUCUCGUUGCGAACGCGAUAUCCCGUACCUCCAAGAGCUGCGGACCAACGUCAUCCGCGUCUACGCUGUCGACCCGACCAAGAACCACGAUGCUUGUAUGCAGAAAUUGGCCGAUGCAGGAAUUUAUGUUAUCGCCGAUCUCUCGUCUCCUCAGCUGUCGAUUGUCUCUAACUCGCCCACUUGGACCGUUGAACAGUACGAUCGAUACGUCGCUGUGGUUGAUGCAAUGCAUCAGUAUGACAAUGUGAUUGGUUUCUUUGCCGGGAACGAGGUUGUGAACAAAGUGAACGAGACCAUUGGUUCAGCAUUUGUCAAAGCCGCGGUACGCGAUAUGAAAUCCUACGUCAAGCAGAGGGGAUACAGAAAGUCCUUGAGCUUUGGUUAUGCAACUACUGACCAACCGGAUUUCCGCAACGCGCUGUCAGACUACCUCAACUGUGGAGAUCAGUCCACCUCAAUCGACUUCUUCGGUUACAACAUGUACGAGUGGUGUGGAGACAACACGUUCCAGGGCUCCGGUUACAAAAACCUCACAGAGCAGUACAAGGACUACCCUGUCCCAAUAUUCUUCUCCGAGUAUGGAUGCAAUACUGUCAGGCCUCGCAGGUUUGGCGACAUCUCUGCUAUCUUUGGCCCGGAUAUGGAAAAUGUCUGGAGUGGUGGCAUCGUUUACAUGUACUUUGAAAGUACCAACAACUACGGCCUCGUCUCUGUUGACGGAACAACUGUCCGCACUCAACCAGACUUCAGCUAUUACUCUAAGGCAAUUCAGACUGCGACUCCCAGCGGUGUUAACAGCGAUAGUUACACACCCACAAAUUCCCCACACGCCUGUCCCACGGUCAAUGACAUGUGGUUGGCAAAGUCCAGUCCCCUACCACCUUCUCCGAACAAAGACCUGUGUUCAUGCAUGGUGGACAGUCUCUCGUGCGUAGCCAGCCAGUCUGUGCAUGCAGAUCAGUACGGCGAAUUGUUUGGUACAGUCUGCGGAAGCGACACGACCGCCUGCGAUGGAAUUUCUGAGAACGCAACCAUGGGAAAGUACGGUGCGUACAGCAUUUGCACUAGCAAGGAUCAACUCUCCUACAUCUUCGACCGCUACUACCAAGGCCAGAAGAAGGAUCAGUCGGCGUGCGAUUUCAAGGGAGCAGCAUCAGUUCGGUCUGCCAAGGACCCUUCCGGAAAUUGCAAGACACUUCUCAGCCAGGCUGGCACAGCUGGAACGGGACAGGCCACAGGUGGAAAAACGUCCCCAUUCAAAGCGGCAGCUUCUACUCUGAUGGACCAUCCUGAGACAAUCUUCUUUGUGUGGAUGGGAAUCGCCUGGGUCGUUUCGGCCAUGAUCAUUUACCGCGUCCCGCCCUUUCGCUUUUAUUGA
This is a messenger RNA of Penicillium egyptiacum, 1578 nucleotides long. Lineage: Eukaryota; Fungi; Ascomycota; Eurotiomycetes; Eurotiales; Aspergillaceae. The record is from the annotation of a GenBank genome assembly.